This is a messenger RNA of Centruroides sculpturatus (bark scorpion), 725 nucleotides long. RefSeq lists its product as uncharacterized. The coding region runs from base 12 to 587 and encodes 191 amino acids. NCBI's taxonomy places the organism in Eukaryota, Metazoa, Arthropoda, Arachnida, Scorpiones, Buthidae. The transcript is spliced from 5 exons. The record is from RefSeq and is a predicted model, not a curated record.
UUGAUAGACAUAUGAAUCUUGUUGAGAAAAUAUGUGAUAUGAUCCUUCUAUGCAAUGUAGAAAACUUACCACAUUAUAUACAAAAUUUUAUACAAGCUAUACUUGCACAGUAUCCUUGUUUUCCAACAUAUUCAGCUGUUUCAAUAUUAAUAUUACAAACAAAGUUGUCAAAAAUCUUUGUUGGUACUGCUGAUUAUCAGAAUUCAUUAAUAAAUUUAUCUCUUUCUAUCAUAUUUUAUUCGAUUGCAGCUAUUAAUUCAGAACAUUAUAGUGGAACUGAAGAUGGAUCAGUUUUGAGAAUAGUUUGUCAGUUUUUGAAAACAUUAAAUUUUUCAUCUAAAGUAUGUAAUAUUAUCUGGAAUUCUGUAAAAGUAAUGCACAUUCAACAAACAGCAGUUUUAGGAUCAGUGUUUUCAUUAUUAUUAAAAUGCAAUUUGUUUGGAAUGGAAGAAAUUGUUGUUGUCGAUAAUAUUUUAUUGGAGUUAAAGAUGAAAUUUCCCCAAAUUAUUAAUAAAAAGUGGUGGAUGGAAUUGAAUUAUUACGUACAGUUAUUUAAAGGUCCUACAGCCAUGCUGGUAAAGUCAUAAUAAUAGAGUUGGAUGUAAAAUAUUUUAAUAUCAAAUUGAAUUGUAUUUUUAUGACAAAUUGUAAGUAACAAUUGUAAAUUAUUUUUUAAUACUUUUUGUUUCUGAAAGGUUUGAACCUUAUUUAUAUAUUUACAGAAA